Molecule: messenger RNA, 2658 nt
Organism: Antrostomus carolinensis (chuck-will's-widow)
Lineage: Eukaryota; Metazoa; Chordata; Aves; Caprimulgiformes; Caprimulgidae
Gene: CFAP69
Product: cilia and flagella associated protein 69
Exons: 22
Biological process (GO): positive regulation of flagellated sperm motility; response to odorant; olfactory behavior
Cellular component (GO): non-motile cilium; sperm midpiece
Source: RefSeq, a predicted model, not a curated record
GAUACACAGUUAAGAUCAGUGGAUCUGAAUCACGUCAUCAAACUACUUGGAGAUUCGAACUCUAAAGAUUUGGAAAAAGAGCAGCUGAAAACUCUCAAGAAGGUAGUCAAGCGUUUUGAAAAUGGGUUUCCCCUUAAGGAUUUAGCACAAAUAUUUGAAAUUCUUAACCUGUGUGCAGAAAAAAUGAAUGAACAAGAAGCUUUCACUGAGCCUUUAUGUGAACUUAUUAAAUUAUGUGGGUUACCAUUUCAAAAAAAGAAAUUAUCUGAUGAAGUAAGCUAUUCUGUGGCAAUUUCAAAAUCCAUUGCACAACUGGGUUAUUUGAUGAGGGUCCCAAGCUCUCAAGUUAGAAUACAAAUCUGUUACCAGCCAACAAGUGCAAACUAUAAAAUUCAGAUGGCUGAAUUAGGAGGAUUAGCAGAAACUCUUGUUUUGUCACUAGCAUUAGUUGAAAAUCAACUUACUGAGAAGUUGUGGGUACUUAAAGCUCUCCAGCAUCUCUCCAGCUCUGGAGUAAAUUGCAGACUUAUGAUGAAGGCCCAAGCAGCCAGCAGACUCUGUUUGUAUCUAAACGGUGUUGAUCCCUCAGGACAGCUGAUGUUCCGCUCCUCAGAAAUCCUAUGGAACCUGUUAGAAAACACCUCAAAAGAAGAAGUUGUUAAUCAGCUCAGUAGCUUGGAAUGUGUACAUGCUUUGAAAGAAGUAUUUGUAGACCUUCUCAUGCAUGGUUUCCGGCAUUAUGAUCGUCAGCUCCGGAAUGACCUCUUGGUGAUUGCCACAUUACUAGCUGAAAACCCUGCAGCACCUAUGAUUGAAAGUGGAUUUGCAAAGCUGUUAAUAGUACUUGCAACGUUUACUGAAGUUAGAAUUCCCAAUCCUUUGAUAAAAGGUCUUAAACUUACCUACUCUUACGAGGACUUCGAGAUGAAGAAGUUAUUAUUUAAUGUAAUAGGAGUCUUAUCUAAAGACCCACGUGCUGUACAGCUUCUCAGUGAAAAUGAUGUGAUGCCAGCUUUGCUUUAUUAUGUAAAACCAAUUCAAAAGCCUGGAUUUCAUGACUGGUCUGCUGCCCAAUAUGAAGAAUUACAGCUUCAUGCAAUUGCUAUUUUAGCUUCAGUGGCUCCUGUGUUAAUAGAUAAAUAUUUGUCCUGCCAAGCAAACACUCUUCUCCUUGUGUUUCUAGAAUGGUGUAUAGGCCAAGAUGCUUUCUUUGGUCAAGGUAACAGUUUCCAUGGAACAGGUGGUCGUGGCAACAAAAUUGCACAAAUGCGCUACAGCCUGAGAGUGCUGAGGUCUGUUGUGUCCCUUUAUGAUGAUCCUGUGAACCUUAAUUUGUGUGACCAGGGAGCAAUUAGCCAGCUACUGGACAUCCUAAAGUAUGCAGCAGACAAAUCCAAAGAGAAAGAAAAUGCCAUUCUACUGGAAAUCCAAUCUGAUAUAUUGUUUAUUUUGUCUGCUGUCUGUGAAAAUGAUCCCCACAGAAAGGAACUCUUCAGCUAUGAAGGAGUGGAUAUACUUAUCUCUUUCAUUCAGAUGGAUCCAAAGCAGUUACAUAGUGGAUUAGGCCACAAUCAUCUCCUCUUCAGUGCACUCGACUGCUUGUGGUCCUGUGUCAUUGGAUGUUACAUUGCAGAGGAUUCUUUUCUUGAAAAACAGGGCAUUUUUCUCCUUCUGGAUUUGUUGGCAUUAAAGCAAAAGAACCUGUGCAAUAUAGUUCUUGGAAUCUUGGUUGAAUUUUGUGACAACCCUAAAACCACUUCGUACAUCAGUACCUGGCGAGGGGAGAAAGAUCAAACAGCAGCUAACCUCCUAAUACAGUUGUGGAGACAGGAGGAGUUGGAGCUGGGAGUAAAGCAUGAUCGGUAUGGAAGGAUUGUUGACAUGAAGAGACCUAUUGCUAGCAGCAUCCAGAAACAGCAAGAUGUCAUCCCCAUGCCUGCCAACUGUCCCAGCUUUGCCAUCAUGGAAAUUUCAGAAAACAUACGCACAAAACUUUAUUCUUUGUUGUACAAGCUAGGUUUUGAAAAUUUACCUGGUUUAUCUGCUAAGGAUUUUGUCACACUUGCUAUCAUACGGCGUUAUAUUGACUUUAAAGUUGGAGAAGUUUGGAUUGAACUGUGUGCAGAAAUAAAAGAAGAAUUCAGGCCUGUUGCAUCGGAUGACAAAGCCUUGAAAUUUAUUUCAGAGAUAUCAGAAGAUACUGGAAGAAUGGUUGCUGCUCAGCAGACUGAAGUGCUUGAAAGUCAACACCACCAAGAAAUCCAAGAAGAAGAAAAAACGUAUGCAAAAAUCCGAGGUAUCCAUAAGCAGAGAGAAACAGUAAAUAAACCUUGGGAAAAUUUCUUGACUCGGACAUCAAACUAUGAGGCAUUGAAGAAAGCAAAAAGGCUUCAGGAAAAAUCAAUAGAAGCUUCCAGAUCUAAACUGAAGACUCCAAAUGGACCAGUCCAUUCUACUGAUAUUAAAGGCCUCGGUACAACAAUUGGAUCUGGUCGCUUAGUAACUGUUGAAAGUACACCUCCUCAGUUAAUUGGAGGGCCACUGGCUGCUACAGACAUUGCUCUUAGAAAGCCCUCUGUUAGUGAAGGAGCCUUAAAAAAGAUCAAAAGAGUUAAAACAUUGGACUCAGGCAAGAACGAUUCAGUACCUGUAGAAUAG